AUGCCUAACAAACAGAUCACCUUCACACCCGCGUGCAGCGAGACUAACGUUUCGUUUGUAAUGAUGCUGGACGAACGAGACUUUGCCGCCAAGAAACAACUUUUUGAAACAGGGGUUCCUACAGAUGUGCAGAUGCAGCCCUAUGAAAUGUUUAAGACAACGCAGAGUAGCAUAAGCCUGGUCCCUGCUACAGAGAUGGAAGUACUGAAUACGUUCGGGUCAAUCAAUGGAAACAAAAUCUUGGAAUUCAUGUUUGAGAGUGGAAACAUGAAUGGCAAAGUAGCCUUGUAA
Seminavis robusta is the source of this 291-nucleotide messenger RNA. The record is from the annotation of a GenBank genome assembly. NCBI's taxonomy places the organism in Eukaryota, Bacillariophyta, Bacillariophyceae, Naviculales, Naviculaceae.